Molecule: messenger RNA, 1144 nt
Organism: Artibeus jamaicensis (Jamaican fruit-eating bat)
Lineage: Eukaryota; Metazoa; Chordata; Mammalia; Chiroptera; Phyllostomidae
Gene: CLEC12A
Product: C-type lectin domain family 12 member A
Exons: 6
Coding region: 229-1044 (271 amino acids)
Molecular function (GO): signaling receptor regulator activity
Source: RefSeq, a predicted model, not a curated record
AGAUAAGAGGAAGGGUUUCUCUCCUGUACCAGCUCUCUGUUCUUGUCUGAGGCCAUCACAGGGCAGCCGCUCAUUUCAACACCUAUGAGUGGUUGGUACAGUGGAUUUUGAAAACAGAAGUUUAAGCUUGUCCUGUUCAGCUUCAGUUUAUAAACCGAAUUGAAAAUCACAACUGCUAGGUUACCUUCAUCUUUUAAAGUUUGUCAAGCUUUCUUUUCAUAACCAUCUAUGUCUGAAGAAGUUACUUAUGCAAAUCUAAAGUUCCAGGACUCCAGCGAGAUAGAACAUGUGCAGAAGUUUGACCAAGUUGGCAUAAAAGCACCUCCUGCUCCUUUCCAUGGGUUACGUAAAAGAGAAUUGGCUCUUACGCUCCUGUGCCUUCUGCUGGUGAUUGGACUGGGAGUCUUAGGAAGCAUGUUUCACCUAACUUUAAAGAGAGAAAUGGGAAAAUUAAAAAAACUACAAAAUGUCAAAGAAGAACUUCAGAAAAAUGUUUCUCUACAACUGAUGUAUAAUAUGGACAUUUGCAAGAAGAUCAGGAACAUCUCUACCACACUGCAGGAACUGGCUACCAAAUUAUGUUAUGAGCUAUAUAGAAAAGAACCAGAGCAUAGAUGUAAACCUUGUCCAAAAAGAUGGAUGUGGCAUGAGGACCGCUGUUAUAAACUAUCUAAUAAUUAUGACACAUGGAAAAAUAGUGACAUGACAUGUUCUGCUUACAAUGCCAACCUGUUGAAGAUUAAGAACAAAAGUGUAUUGGAAUUUAUAAAGUCUCAGAAGUUACAUGACUAUUGGCUAGGAUUAUCUCCCAGGAAAGUUAAUACAAAAUAUGAAAUCUUGGAUGAGGCAUUUAUCUCCCUUGAUUGGCUUACAAGAAACACAAGUGACUUAAAUGAUGGAGCAUAUUGUGGAUUUAUAGCAUAUACGAACUACGUUUAUUAUACUUCUUGCACUUCUGGAAAAUAUAGUGUAUGUGAGAAGUUAGCUAAUCCAGUGAAGAUUGAGAGUACACUCAUGAAUGAAGAACCAGAUGGAAGAAUGUAGUUAGUGUAAUUAUUUUGCCUUAGAUACCAUCCUCAAGUAAAGGUCGCUUUAAAAAACAUACAUCUUGUGGACCACACAAAUGGAAUAAAGAUGCUGUAAA